GGCCUCAGCUGCGCAAUUACAGCCCCCGCCGGCAGCUCCCCGCCCCGGGCCCCUGUCCGCGUUCUUUCCGCUCUUUCCCGGGAAUGGGGUCGGGGUGCGCCCUCCCGGGUCCCGGCUCUGCUGGCUGCUCGCCGUCCCGAGCUCCCGACGCUCAGACGCACCUCUGAGCACGGGGAGAGGGGACCCGGGAGGGAGGUCGGGAGGGCGUCGUGGAAGAGGUGCUCUUUGAGCUGAACCUGGAAGACCCCGGCACAGGGGAUCCCUGGGCAGACUCCCGGAGGCUGCACUGGCAGAACCCGCUGAAGGCCUCAGCUCUGGCUUGCCCUGGAGCUCAGGGCCUACGGAGGACGAGGGACGAGGAGCCCGUGUCUCUCGGAUGGAGUGCGGGGGGGCUGGCACCAGCACCCUUCUUGCUGUGCCCCUGGGGUGGGGGUGAGGAAAUGGGGGGUCGGCGUGCAGUGAGAGGCAAAGAAGGCUCCUUGGAGGUGCGAGGUGGGCUGUGGGGGGUGGGUGGGCUGCAAAGCGGCACCCAUUGGGGGCUCUGGGCUGGUUUGCCGGCCUGGGGCUUCUAGCUGGGGUGGGACCUGUGUUGGGUUCCAGGCAUCAGCUGCCGCUUUCUCAGGGCAAUGCUGCGUCUGCGUUAGUUGCAGAGGAGGAGGACGAAGGGUUUUCUGGGUCCGGAGUGGUGCUGGCCAGAUCCACUGCACGCUUGGGGUUUCCGCUCCCACCCUGGCCAGGGCCCUGGGCAGCUUCCCCAGUGGCAUUUGCCAUACCCCACCCAGCCACGUGCGGAGCCACGAGCCGAGGCCACUUCCCUUCCCUGACCCCCUCCCCCCAGGAUGAGUGGACGCACAUCCUGCUCUGGGCAGAAGGGUAGAACAGGGGCCCUGAGUAACGGUGGCCUGGGGUCAGAGCCAGGUUCAGCUGCAGAGGCUGCUGGUGGCUGUGGAGAGCUUGGGGCUGCCUUGGUCGCACCUACCACCUGCCUGCCCACCGGUCAGCCUUCAGGGACCCUGAGCACCGCCUGGUCUCUUUCCUGUGGCCAGCCCAGAGCUGAAGCGCUGCGGCAUGGCGCGCGCCUGCCUCCAGACCGUCAAGUACCUCAUGUUCGCCUUCAACCUGCUUUUCUGGCUGGGAGGCUGUGGCGUGCUGGGUGUCGGCAUCUGGCUGGCCGCCACACAGGGGAGCUUCGCCACGCUGUCCUCCUCCUUCCCGUCCCUGUCGGCUGCCAACCUGCUCAUCAUCACCGGCGCCUUUGUCAUGGCCAUCGGCUUCGUGGGCUGCCUGGGUGCCAUCAAGGAGAACAAGUGCCUCCUGCUCACUUUCUUCCUGCUGCUGCUGCUGGUGUUCCUGCUGGAGGCCACCAUCGCCAUCCUCUUCUUCGCCUACACGGACAAGAUUGACAGGUAUGCCCAGCGAGACCUGAAGAAAGGCUUGCACCUGUACGGCACGCAGGGCAACGUGGGCCUCACCAACGCCUGGAGCAUCAUCCAGACCGACUUCCGCUGCUGUGGCGUCUCCAACUACACUGACUGGUUCGAGGUGUACAACGCCACGCGGGUACCUGACUCCUGCUGCCUGGAGUUCAGUGAGAGCUGUGGGCUGCACGCCCCCGGCACCUGGUGGAAGGCGCCGUGCUACGAGACGGUGAAGGUGUGGCUUCAGGAGAACCUGCUGGCUGUGGGCAUCUUUGGGCUGUGCACGGCGCUGGUGCAGAUCCUGGGCCUGACCUUCGCCAUGACCAUGUACUGCCAAGUGGUCAAGGCAGACACCUACUGCGCGUAGGCCGCCCACCGCCCACUUCUCUGCCAAAAGGACGCCCACGGGGAGAUGGCCGCACCCACAGCUGCCUUUCCCACCACCAGCCUCGGUGCUCUGCCCCAUGCUGGGAGGAGGGAGGGAGGGACAGGUGCCCGGAGCCCCCGGAACCCUGUUUCUGGAAGGCCCUGGCUCAGGUGGCUUCAGGGCCUCCGGACCCCCGCCCUGGGAGGGGCGGCCACGUGCUGGCUGCAGAACCCAGGGCAGGGGUGGGAGGGGCCUCCAGCACUUUUUAUAUUUACGUAUUCUCCAAAGCAGUGUUCACACGGGAGCCAGCCUGUGGCGCCCAGCCUCCUGGGAAACGGGUUGGCGCUGGAGGAGCCGGGUCUUGGCAUCCUGGAGGUGGCCCCACUGGUCCUGGUGCUCCAGGCGGGGCCGUGGACCCCUCACCUACAUUCCAUAGUGGGCCCGUGGGGCUCCUGGUGCAUCUUAAUAAAGUGUGAGCAGCAA
Messenger RNA from Gorilla gorilla gorilla (western lowland gorilla), 2268 nucleotides. RefSeq names its product tetraspanin 4 (gene TSPAN4). Gene Ontology annotation, cellular component: plasma membrane. The coding region runs from base 1069 to 1785 and encodes 238 amino acids. The record is from RefSeq and is a predicted model, not a curated record. The transcript has 9 exons. NCBI's taxonomy places the organism in Eukaryota, Metazoa, Chordata, Mammalia, Primates, Hominidae.